AUGCCUACCGUCUGGUUCUGCUGCAAGUGCCAGUUCGGCCCUCACAACGUUCAACUCUACGUUUCUUGCAUCAGCUGUGGUGCAGAGCGCUGCUCCCGCUGCGCGACGGAAGACACCAAGACUUUCGACUCUCUGAGCACACACUCUCACUCUCACCCCGGCAGCUGCCACGAGAGCUCACCGUACCCUGCUGCUGUCUCCAUUCACACUGUUCGUCGACCAUCCUUUGACUCCGAGCCCAUGUCGCCUACCAGCUUCACCGAUCUACCUGGAGUUCGACCAAUAGGCCGGGUUGGCCUCGGUCUCGCUGCGCCUUUACCCACUUCCGGCAGCAGCCAACACUCGCAGCAAGUGUACAGCCACACGUAUAUGUAUAUCUGCUGCAAUUGCAAUGACGGCCCGAAGGUUUACAACGUUCAACCGGUCUGCGUUGUCUGCCACCAUCAGGCUUGCAGCGCCUGCACUCAUGUCAAGUGA
This is a messenger RNA of Penicillium chermesinum, 477 nucleotides long. RefSeq lists its product as uncharacterized. Bases 1 to 477 code for a protein of 158 amino acids. Lineage: Eukaryota; Fungi; Ascomycota; Eurotiomycetes; Eurotiales; Aspergillaceae. The record is from RefSeq and is a predicted model, not a curated record. The transcript has a single exon.